GUUUAACGGCUGCUCUUUGACUUCAACAAUCUUUUUGAUGCGAGAAAAGCGGCCUUGAAACAUCGUCUCGUCGUCUCCCAUCUCUUCUCCAAGUGAAAGCACUCCAUUUAUCCCACAAGUUAGACUAUAACAACGAAUAGUUGUUGAUCGGAGUCACCAUUCUCCAUUGUCGACCAUGCCACCCAUGGCGACGAAAAGCCGAGGAAGUAUUCGGUCUCGCAUUGGGAAAUUGAACCCUGCCUUUGCUGCUGCUCAUGGGAUUCCCAAUGCUGGUAGCAACGAUUCCACAGAAUCAUCGGACGCUCCGAAGAAACAGACAGAUAAGAUUGCUUCCAAAGGGAAAUCAAAACCUACUACGAGUAGUAGGAAGGAAGAAGUCCCCAAGAAAAAUGUGGUGCUUCCAAUUUCAGCCUCACCAGUCAAACAUUCUCCUACCAACAACAAACAACCCAAAUCAAGUGAGAAAGCUAUUCAUGCUAUCGGCCGGGCUAGAACCAGUGGCAAGCUACAGGUAUCCGAUUCAGGAUUGGCAACUCCAUUGCCCACAGCACUGUUCGACUUUCCUUCUUUAGCUGAUUCUGUGGACUAUUCCUUGGACAAUCCCAACAAACUCAAGCCGUGGGAAGCCCACGUUGCAGAGACUCUAGUACUUGUGGAUUUCUCAGAUAAUGAAGGCAUCACUGAGUUUCCUGUCAUGGAGACUACUGAAAAUCAUCUCAGCACCAACAGUUUCGAGAGAUAUCGAUCCGUUCAGAUCUUUCGAGCAAGGCGUUGUCAGCUGCAAUCCUUUCCAGUAUCCAGCACAUUGCCAGAGUCAUGGCCACAAUUAACCACACUGGACUUGAGUGGCAACCAAAUGACAGGAAAUUUCCCACUUCUUCAUCUUCCCAAGACAAUCCGCGAGCUAGAUUUGUCUGGAAACCGUCUGUCUUCGCUCAAGAGUACCCAGGAUUUCUCCACAUCCAUUGACUUGCCUCAGUUAGUUAGUCUGGAUAUCUCCAUGAAUGAAAUCGCUUCCACGGGUAUCAGUCCUAUCAUGCACCUUCCCUGUCUUCAGCGUAUCAAUGUGGGCCACAAUCGGAUUUUCAACUUGAACUUCAUCUUGAAGGCAAUCUCGUCAUCUGAAAAGUCUCUCACUACGCUGCAUGCACCCAAGAGCUUGCUCUCAGACUUGGAUGGACAGCAGCCAAUUGACUUGACCGAGUUUGUGACGUUGACCAGCGCCGAUUUGAGCGAGAAUUCACUUUGUCAGAUCCCAAAGGUUCCCUUUACAUUGCAACGCCUAAAUGUCAAUGAGAAUAGCAUCAAGAGUAUUGACGGUCUCCUCGAGGACGAUGGUGAUGGGGAUCUCAUGCCAUCCUCGUUGGUUGUGCUGCAGAUUCAAAGAAACAAGAUAUCUUCACUGGAUCCUCGUACAGUGGCCAAGCUGGUUCAGUUGAAUCGAUUGGACCUUCAGCGGAACUCGUUACAGGGCCUGCCGCUGGAAUUAGGAAAGCUAACCAAUCUACAAUCAAUGUUCCUGGAAGGAAACAACUUGAACUUGCUUCGAAGCAGUGGAAUUCGAGGAGACUUGAAUGACACCAAGGCGAUCCUGACGAGAUUGCGAAACCGUGCCAAAGCCGAGGAGCAAGAAUCGAAAACAGCAGCGAAACAAGCUGGCAAACAGUCCACGUCCACGAGCGCACCGUGCGAUGAUACCGAGACUGUGUCGAGCGCAUCCUCCAAUUCCAGCGCGAAAUCAAAACGAAGCAACAACAGCUCGUCCAAUGGCGGAGGCGGAGAGACGGCUGCUAUGCUACCCUCCUUGAUAGUGGGGAAGAAAUCGCUGAACUAUGAGGGCAAACAUGCUCACAUGCUACCGUUCCAACUCAUGGAGGAGCUCAAGACCAGCUCACACGAUAUUGUGCAACCGAUUGAACAUUUCAAUGUUGCCAAGAACCAGAUCCAAACCAUUGAAAGUGAUUGGUUUCAGCUUCUUCCGCAGCUAAAAAGGUUGGAAGCGCAGGACAAUCGACUUGCCAGCCUGCCACCCAACAUUCGUGAACUUUCCUUCUCGCACCUGUACUUGUCACGCAACAACCUCACCUCCCAUGCAAUUCAGUUCUCGAUUCUUUACACAAGCCCCAAAAGCAACAUGAUCACCGAUUCGCUACAAGUACUGGAUUUGUCCUCCAACAACCUUGAUAGCUUUGCUCCUGAGCUGCUACGUCAUUUCAAGUGUUUGCGAAACCUCAACUUGUCACGGAACCGGAUCUCAUCUCUCCGCAACAUUGUGGAUGCACCUUAUCCUCUGUACAGUCCCUGUCUCGAGCAUUUGAGUCUAUCAGACAAUUGCAUUGAAGACCUGGGAGGAGACGAUUUUCCUCUUAUGCUCUUGAUUGGUUGCCCCAAGCUUCAAACGCUCAAGUUGGAAAACAACGAGAUGGAAAUGGUGCCCAUGACUCUAGGGCUUUUGGAAAAGCUCAAGGCGCUGGAUCUCCGUGGCAAUCCGCAACGAAUGAUUCGAUAUGACGUUCUCGACAAGAGCACUCCGUAUGUUUUACAGUAUAUGCGAAACCGCAUGACGUCCAAAGUUAAGGAAAAGGUCAAUACAAGACUGCAAGUUCUACGGGACCAGCUGUCGAACACCCCACAAUCUGCAACCGACGCCGGUCCAAUGGUACCACAAGUCAUCUCGAAUGAUGCCGUUGCUUCUGUGAUUGAUGAGAAUAAGAAAGCUCAAACCACAUCCGCUCAAGAAGCUCCAUCAAGCCUUGCGAUUCAAACCAAACUUGCCAAAGUUGCCCCUCCUCCCCCCCCACCGCCGCCGCCACCACCUCCUCAUCUUGCCAGACCAACCGCCUCUAGCAGGGCCAAAGCCACACCACCCAAGGCGACCACACCUUCGAGACCAACAGUGACAACAAAAUUUAGUCCUAACAAAACACCAUCUCCUCGUCGCCUGUCCAAUGCCAAAUCCAGAGCAGGUCUCUCCCCUGUGGCUCUGGGAGCCAAUAGUCCCAGUAAUGCAAGGCGGGGUUCGAGAAAAUCCGAAGAAGCGACCGUCUCAUCACCCUUGUUGAAGGAAUUGGAAAAGAACAUUGACGAGUUGUCCACCGAAGCAGACCGCCCAGGUCUCUCGGAAGCCAAACGGUAUGCCGUCAAGAAGAAGCUAGCCAUGGAACGAUCCAAACGUCUCAAGGAGGAGAGACGCUUGAAACAAGAGCGAGAACGUUCUCGCCCUUACCGUUGAAAUUAUCAAGUGUAAUGAGAUCACUUACAUCCAUGGCAAUCUAUAGUCCUUAGAGCUGUCCUUCUAGUUAGAUAACAAACUGAAAAUAACCCAAUAGUAGCUAGCUAUCUAACAUCUAGUAGACUACCGGGACCGCGGAAUGGGUGUGGGCCACCAACACUUAGCUAAUUUCCCUACUCUAAAACCCCCUUACACUUUGUGGGUACGCUGUACCGGUAGAGGAGUCCCUUUUGUGAAGGGACUCAACCCCGCCCGAUGCAUCGGCUUGG
Seminavis robusta is the source of this 3501-nucleotide messenger RNA. The record is from the annotation of a GenBank genome assembly. NCBI's taxonomy places the organism in Eukaryota, Bacillariophyta, Bacillariophyceae, Naviculales, Naviculaceae.